This is a messenger RNA of Fonsecaea erecta, 1851 nucleotides long. RefSeq lists its product as hypothetical. Gene Ontology annotation, biological process: xenobiotic detoxification by transmembrane export across the plasma membrane. The record is from RefSeq and is a predicted model, not a curated record. Gene Ontology annotation, molecular function: fluconazole transmembrane transporter activity. Bases 1 to 1851 code for a protein of 616 amino acids. The transcript has 9 exons. NCBI's taxonomy places the organism in Eukaryota, Fungi, Ascomycota, Eurotiomycetes, Chaetothyriales, Herpotrichiellaceae.
AUGCUUGAUACAAUCCGAGAUGCGCCUGUGGGCCAAUUUCUGCGAUGGCUGACUCGCAACCGGAUACUUCUUUAUCCCGACGAGCAGCAGGGCUUCGUGCUCCCCAAGCUUGCAUCUGGUACUCCCCUCCAGAAGGAGGUCGCAGCUCCCGACGAGUCUGAGCAUGAAACAGAUGAACAGGAGAAGAAGACUUCCCAGGCACCUGAGGCCGAGAAAGCAGAGGAAGCAAAGUUCGUGCCUGGGCUGGCAGAUUCCGAGAGUGCUGCACCCGCCGGCGAACCGUCAACGCGCCCAACGGAAAGAACAGAGAGAGAAAAUGCUUUAGAACCAAGUCUCUCAAGACAACAGAGUCACCCCUUUACAGAAGAGCGUUUCUCACUGGAUCAGCAGCUGGAGAUUGAAAAGACCCGGAGCAAGCCUAUAUCAUUGCACAAAUCCGCCGACGGCACCAUCCUCAUCGACUGGUACACAACCGACGACCCUGAGAAUCCCCAGAACUGGUCACAGUCGAAGAAGCUCUUUGUGUUGGGACAGAUAUGCUUGUACACAUUCGCCAUGUACGGAGGCUCCAGUAUCUACGUCGUGAGUGAAAGAGGUGUCAUGCAGAGAUUCGGCGUGGGCGAGGCAGCUGCGGCAAUGGGCCUUUCCAUGUAUGUUAUCGGGUACGGGAUUGGCCCCCUUCUAUUUGCGCCCCUGUGUGAGAUUCCCGCCAUCGGCCGCAACGGAGUCUAUACGCCUGCCUUUAUCCUCUUCGUCAUCAUCUGUGUGCCAACGGCUGUGGUUGACAACUACGCCGGUCUGCUGGUACUUCGAUUCAUCCAAGGCUUUCUGUCCAGCCCUUGCCUUGCAAAUGGAGCUGCCUCCGUUGGCGACAUGUUCUCCCUCUUGAUGCUCCCCGUGUAUCUCUCCUCUUGGACGGCCGCCUGCUUUUGGGGCCCUGCUCUUGGACCAGUCGUCGCGUCGUUCGCCGUCACCGCCGAAGGAUGGAGAUGGUCGCUGUGGGAGCUGCUCUGGCUCAGCGCCCCUAUCCUGGUCCUCUACCUGAUUGCCUUUCCCGAGACCUCGAGCGCCACGAUCCUUCAACGACGAGCCGCGCGACUGCGGAAACUCACGGGCAGGACCGACCUGCGGUCCUGGAGUGAGAUCGAGCAGGACCACAUGAAGUACUCUGAAGUCUUUUUCGAUGCCAUCAUCAAGCCGCUCGAGAUCAUGAUCAAGGACCCUGCCGUUGGGUUCACGAAUAUCUACAGCGCCCUACUCUACGGUGUCUACUAUUCCUUCUUCGAGGCCUUCCAGCUGGUCUACAUGGGCAUCUACGGCUUCAACCUCGGCGAGCUGGGCUUGACCUUUAUCAGUAUCGGCGUGGCGACCAUGGCCGCGGUCGUCGUCUAUAAUACGUAUCUCCUCGUCUACCUUGUGCCUGACAUCGUCAAGAACGGCCUGCGAGCACCGGAACAUCGGUUGGUCCCUGCACUGUUCGGCGUCUGCACGUUACCUGCAGGACUGUUCCUGUUCGGCUGGACGUCCCGCCACGGCGUGCACUGGAUGGUCAGCAUGAUGGGCGUGGUGAUCGUGGUGAGCUCGAACUUCGUCAUCUUCCAGUGCGUCUUCGUCUACCUCCCGCUGUCGUACCCGCGCUACACGGCCUCGCUGCUCGCCUCCAACGACCUCUUCCGCGCCCUCUUCGCCGCCGGCUGCGUUGUCUUCUCCCGCCCCAUGUUCGCCAACCUGGGAAUCGGCCCCGCCAGCAGUCUGCUCGCCGGUCUGUCCUGCGUCGGCCUCGUCGGCAUGUUCCUCCUCUGGCACUGCGGGGCGAAGUUGAGGGCCCGGAGCAAGUUCGCGGCGAGUUAG